GGAAAGAAAUGAGAUUGAAUAAGAGAACCGCGUUUCAAACACUCCUGCUUUAUAUCUUUCUAGCGUUAUAUUUUAAAUCUUGGAAAAGAGAAAAACAGCGAGGAAGUCAGGAUGAAGUCUUGCUGAAAAGUUACUCACUGACCAAUUGUGGACGGUUCACGAAUGAAAGUGGUGUUGUUUGCAGGCCCUUCAAAAUUCCUCUGUGGACUCCAACUUUCUUACCAUACAAGAACCUCGUCAGAUCACCUCAUCCUUUGAUUUGUCGACAAAAGGUGAUGAACUGGAUCCAAGUUGAACCUGAAAGAAUCAUAAUAACGAAUGAUUUGAAGACUUGCUCUUACUUUCAUUGCAAUUUUACAGAAAUUUUGCGUUUCAUGGAAUAUUAUCAUGUUAAGCUGCAGGUGACGGUUUCAACUGACAAUUAUUACCCACGGUUUUCAGACACCAUAGAAGUCGCUUGUGCUUGUCAUCACACGAAGUUCAACGAAACUUAUCUGGUUCCCAAAGUGAACCCAGUUUCUGAAUCCUGCAGAAAAGUUCCCAGUGAUGAAAGAGGAUAUAGCUUCAAUAUUUUGUACCUAGUGUACGAUGGGAUUUCGAGAAACUUUUUCGUCAGAAAUCUCCCGAAAACCUGGCAAUUCAUGAAGAGCAAAAUGAGAGGAAUUGAGUUCCAUGGUCACAGUGCACUCGGUCUGAACAGUGCCCCAAAUCAGAUCCCUCUGUGGACUGGAUAUGAUUUUUUCGAAUGGCUCUCAUCUGGUCCAGCUCCGAACAACUUCGUGGAAGAAUUACCUCCGAUUCUGCUCGCAAGUGCAGCCGAAAAGAAUUAUGUCACCAUGUUUUAUGAAGACCUGCAAGCAAAUUCGAUGAAAGUGGAAGAAUACUCUAAUGCUGGCUUGCCCAGUGCUUCCGGGGAAACAUCUGUCGAAAUGGGGGUGUGCGUGGGAACAGUUGCGGCGUCGCUGCUUUUCCGCGUGACGCCUUCCUCCGUGGGGUUUCAGGCGAGGGAGAAUAUAAGAACCCUGAGGUCAGGUUGA
This is a messenger RNA of Notodromas monacha, 1037 nucleotides long. NCBI's taxonomy places the organism in Eukaryota, Metazoa, Arthropoda, Ostracoda, Podocopida, Cyprididae. The record is from the annotation of a GenBank genome assembly.